AUGGAGCGUACUCUCUGGCUCGAUGGCCUGAGGGGCCUCGCCUCAGCCUGUGUGGCUCUUUGCCAUGCGGUUGUAUUUGAUUCACCAAGCACUUUCGGGUUUUUAUACCGCUCCUACUGGGCGGAGGCUCCAGAGAGCCGCCAUCUUAUCCAACUUCCGCCCUUCCGGAUUAUCUUUGCUGGAUCAUCGAUGGUGUCCCUGUUUAUGGUUAUCUCUGGCUUUGCAAUUUCCAUCCCUCUCCUCAAGGCCCGAGAGAACGCUGGCUUCUUUCGUCGUCUAUCCUCCACAGCCACCCGUCGGGGGUUUCGUCUCUAUCUGCCCGCUCUUCUCUCUGCUGCCCUCUCUCACUUCCUCUACUUUUGCAAUCUGUUCCAGUUGAGCUCCUGGGAUGACCCUUGGGUUGGGCUACCAAAGCCACUGACGGCGCCAUGGUCCCAUAUGAAAUACCUGCUGUGGUCCGUGAUCUACCUCCUGGAUAUCAGCAAUCACCACCAAAUGAACCUCCGUCAUGGUCGGCUAGACCCAAAUCCGAUUACAGUGAAUCUCUGGACCAUGCCGGUUGAGGUUCGCGGCUCGUUGACCGUGUACCUGCUGCUGUUGGUGCUGGCAUUUUGGAACCCGCAGGCCCGAUACCUAGCCCUAGCAGGAGUGGCGAUGUACUGGUUCUAUAUGGGCCAGUGGGACCUCUUCUCCUUCGUCUCCGGCCUCUUCCUUGCAGAGGGAUAUGUCGCGAGCUACUACUAUACAGAAGCAGAUGGGGAGCUCUUGUUGCCCGGCUCCAGCUGCCAACAGCACUCCUCUACCGUCACUAACUUUUGUCGAAAGCUCAGCAAGUCGGCUCCCUUCUCUUGCCUCCGCGAGGCCAUAAUUUCCACAAUGGCGGUAUUUCUACUCUGCAUGUGCGAGGGCGAAACGCUGCCACCGGAAUACCAGUUCCUGCAUGUAUUCGCGCCCUUCUUCCCCCCCACGCAGACGACGUGGGGGGGCCGGGACCAGGCCGAAAUUGCGCGCCGAUGCUGGGCCAGUGUCGGCGCCGUGCUCGCCAUCUACGUAGUCCGGGAUACUUCUUCCUCCCCCACCGUUGCUCUGCAUCUGCAGCGGCUGCUGACCUCGCGGCCGGCGCAGUAUCUAGGCAGGAUUUCGUUUCCGCUCUAUCUGCUUCAUAAUCCGGUGUAUUUCAUUUUCAAAGAGCGCGUCCGGGUGCUUCUUUGGCGUCUGCUUACGUGGACGUCUUACCCCGGUACGGAAGAGGCGAGCAGGGAUGCCGGGUUGCCGUUUGGCGUGGCCUGUGCUGGCGCUGUGCUGGUUUGCGGUGUGAUCAUGGUUUUUGCGUCGGAUCUUUGGGAACGGACUAUCGAUAGGAGGUGUUUGGAGAUUGCGAGGAGAUUCGAAAAGAGAGUUAUGUCAUAG
Aspergillus puulaauensis is the source of this 1410-nucleotide messenger RNA. RefSeq lists its product as uncharacterized. The transcript has a single exon. The coding region runs from base 1 to 1410 and encodes 469 amino acids. Gene Ontology annotation, cellular component: membrane. Gene Ontology annotation, molecular function: acyltransferase activity, transferring groups other than amino-acyl groups. NCBI's taxonomy places the organism in Eukaryota, Fungi, Ascomycota, Eurotiomycetes, Eurotiales, Aspergillaceae. The record is from RefSeq and is a predicted model, not a curated record. Gene Ontology annotation, biological process: polysaccharide biosynthetic process.